AUGUUAGUACAAGCUCCAGCCUCCAACGUCUGGAUCGGUUUGAAUGAUCGAACUGUUGAAGGAGUCUACCGAUGGGCUGAUGGUACCCCUCUGACCGGAUUCACAAACUGGGGUCCAAAUCAACCCGAUAACGGAAAUAAAGCCUUCCAGGAGGACUGCAUGUAUCUACGGGCAAACGAGAAUUUCCCAGGUGAAUGGUACGAUGGAUAUUGUGACUAUCCUCGGGCGUACAUCUGUGAGAAGCCUCAAGAUCCUUCGAUUCCCGUCGACCCACCGAGCUUCCCAUGCUAUGUGGAACUGGAUCCCACCUAUAUCAUAUACGUGAGAGCGUGCUAUAAACUGGAGAGUUCGACCACAAGAUCCUACCAAGACGCAGUCUCUUUCUGUGAAAACGACCACGAGGGCGUCAGAAUCACCUGGAUAGAGGAUGCUUUCCAAGAGGCCUUUCUUCAAGCCAUGCUGUUCAAUGCUGGGAUUAAUUCUGCAUGGAUUGGCCUUGAAACACUACGAGGUAUCAAUAACUUGAAGUGGCAGGGCAGGGAAGCUUUGACCUACACUAACUGGGCCAAGAACCAACCACAGGACACUACACGAUGUGGCAUUCUGACCACUGAAGGAUGGAAAGAUGAAGAUUGUAAUGCAAAGCAUCCAGUACUCUGCAGACAGAAUUUAGGGAGACGCCCAUCUGUACCACCUACUUUUCCUGGGUCGGUGUGUCCAGCUGGAAUGGUGGAAAUCGACGACCAGGACUGCGCAGUAGGCAUCAAUUCAACCUUUGCAACUUCGUGGGAAGAGGCACAGGAGAUAUGUAAAGCUUAUGACAGUUCAAGUUCACUGCCAAGUGUACAUACUCUGAAUGAGGACAACAAUUUGGCCGGACUUUUCUAUACUGACCCUGACCUGGAGGUGUGGAUUGGACUCAGCCCUAGUGACCGUGAUCAGUAUCAAUGGGUAGAUGGCUCCUUGCUUGACUAUGUCAACUUUGGAAGCAACACUCCUGGUGACGGGUGUGGUGUAAUGGUCAUAAGUCCAGGAAGUGGACAAAUCAAUGUGGAAUGGAAGACGGCUGACUGCAAUGAAAACAGGGGAUUUAUCUGCAGGGCACCUAAAGUGUACACCCCGCCGUCAAAAGGUGGCUGUUUACCAGGCUGGUAUCAGCUUGGCAUCAGGUGUUAUCGAUCAGUUGGCCUUUUGGACGCAGACAGGAGGGACUUCAGUGAUUCUGACGAAUAUUGCAGAGAAGAAGGUGGAGGCAGAGGAAGACUGUUCCAAGUAACCAGUCAGUUAGAGCAAUCUUUAUUGUCCCUGCUUCUCCAAGAGUUUGUCAACAAGACAAACCUUUGGAUUGGCUUGUCAGAUGCCAACGAAGAAGGCCAAUUUGUCUGGACCGAUGGUACGCCAAUGACUUUCAGUCAGUGGGCUCCCUUCCAGCCAGACGGCUUCACUGAUAUACCCAAUGAGCCAUUCCGUGACUGUGUUGAAGUCAGAACUGACCCACAACACCUAGGCGAAUGGGACGACAUCAAUUGCCUAGAGCGUAGGGGAUAUAUCUGCCAGACCUUUUUGGAUCUCGAUUCAAAUUCAACAAAUGUUGUCAUUCCUGAGAUGUGUGCAAAUCGCCCAGGUUACAGUAAAUACAAAGACAGUUGCUACAAGUUGGUCGAUCAGAUGCUCUCAUUUGCUGAUGCCCAAAACUUUUGCAGUCAAGAAGGCGCCUGGUUAGCCACAUCCAGGGAUGGUUUCUACAAUGCCGCCUUGUCUUUGCUGGUUAACUGGUACAGCCCUACUCCCGAGUAUGUGUGGAUCGGCUUGGAUCAGGCUUCGAGGAGACUAACUGCAAUUAUUAUCGCCAAACUUAUUGCAUUAACAACAGCCCAAUGGAAAGGUUGA
Acanthaster planci (crown-of-thorns starfish) is the source of this 1890-nucleotide messenger RNA. RefSeq names its product macrophage mannose receptor 1-like. Lineage: Eukaryota; Metazoa; Echinodermata; Asteroidea; Valvatida; Acanthasteridae. The record is from RefSeq and is a predicted model, not a curated record.